AUGGAUGGUAAAGUUCCAAAGGCUAUUAUCACAGAUCAAAAUAGAGCAAUAAAAAAUGCGAUUGCUAUUGUUUUUCCAGAUAGCCGACAUAGAUUUUGCUUGUGGCACAUAUUGAAAAAUGUAUCUGAGAAGCUUGGUUCCCAUAGUGCAUACAAUACUGGGUUGAAAAGUCAGUUGCUAAAGUGUGUAUAUGACUCUCAAACUAUUGAAGAGUUUGAGAGUUGUUGGGACGUGUUAAUUACCACGUACAACUUGCAUGAGAAUGCCUGGUUACAAAGUUUAUACAUUGAGCAUAGGUAUUGGGCACCGGUAUUCCUGAAAGAUUUCUUUUGGGCUGGAAUGAGUACUACCCAACAAAGCGAGAGCGUGAAUUCUUUCUUCGACGGGUUUGUCCAUGCUAGGACAAACCUAAAAGAGUUUGUUGAUCAGUUCGACAAUGCUUUGAGGAAGAAGAUUGAGAAUGAGAAUGAGGCGGACUUUCACUCAUUAAACGUCAUAAUUCCCUGCAUUUCUGUUAUGCCAUUUGAAAAGAGAUUUCAAGAGUUGUACACGAACUCUAAAUUUAGAGAAGUUCAACAAGAAAUAAUAGGGAUAAUCAAUUGUUUUCCAGUUCUACAACAAAAUGAUGGUGUAAUUGCAACAUAUCUGGUAGAAGAUGAAGUGCGUGUUGAUUAUUUCAUCAAAGAGGUUACGUACUUUAAUGAGGCCGAGUGCGAAGCAAAAUGUUCCUGUGGAUUGUUUGAGAUGAGAGGGAUAUUGUGUAGACAUAUUCUAGCCAUUUUCAAAAUUAGCCGAGUACGUUCAUUGCCAGAGAAGUACAUAUUGGAUCGAUGGAGGAAGGAUAUAAAAAGGAGAUACACUCUUAUCCGAAGUGGUUAUGAUGUAGCUGAUCAGAGGCCAGAAGCUCGCAGAUAUUCACGUCUAUUAAAUAUAUGUUACGACGUGAUAACAAAUGCAGCGUCAUGCGAUGAGUAUACUGAGGAUAUGGUUGAGAAGUUAUAUGCAAUGAACGAUGUCUAUCGCACUAACAAGCCUCCUCACCGAACGGGUUCCAAUGUUGGAGUGACAACAGUCGAUACAACUAUAACUGGAAGUUCAAAGAAAAUGCAACUUGGGGUAGAUGGAACACAGUUGGAGAGCAUGGAUGAGACACAGCCGGAGUGCUUAUUGUAG
Molecule: messenger RNA, 1173 nt
Organism: Juglans regia (Persian walnut)
Lineage: Eukaryota; Viridiplantae; Streptophyta; Magnoliopsida; Fagales; Juglandaceae
Product: protein FAR1-RELATED SEQUENCE 5-like
Exons: 2
Coding region: 1-1173 (390 amino acids)
Molecular function (GO): zinc ion binding
Source: RefSeq, a predicted model, not a curated record